Messenger RNA from Chinchilla lanigera (long-tailed chinchilla), 192 nucleotides. Its product is annotated as basic proline-rich protein-like. Lineage: Eukaryota; Metazoa; Chordata; Mammalia; Rodentia; Chinchillidae. The record is from RefSeq and is a predicted model, not a curated record.
UUCAGCCGGAGGCCCGGGAUGCAGGGGUGUGCCCCGGGCGGCCGAAUGGGGCGUCAGCGGCCACCGCGAGGGCCUCCCUGCCCGAAGUGGGAACAAAAGGGGGGACCCGCCCCAGCGGCUCGGCCAUCCCGGGGCGAUCGGGAGGCGGGGCCGAGGGCAGCCGGGGGCGGCCUGGGUCAGGGCUGGGGGGCC